CUUCUUGAAACGAUCAUGAAGAGAGGUUUCCUUUUCGCCUUUUUGGUGUGUUUUUAUCACGUGGAUGGAGGGGUAAUGACCAAUUAUGACCCAAACAAGACAGAGGAGAAACAAGAAAAGAUUGGCCUGAUGUCGAACUUUCAACUCAAACUCAAAGGUACUGAGAAGAGAAAUGGCGGAACGAUUACCAAGUUUGAAGUUAAGUUAAAAGACAGUGGAGACGACGGGAAAGAACCAAAUUUUCAACUGAGUUUGAAGGACAACGAAAACGAAAAUGAGAACAUUGAUCACCACCAUUCUCCUGCCACCCCACAACCGGGACCACGCCCCUUCCAGCCCGGGACAGGGGAACAGAAAUGUAUGGUGAUCGUCAGACGGACGUUCCUGGAGAAAGAGAUGGUCAUCUACCCGUGCUUUAAGCCCGUCAGAGGGGUUACACCUGUAGCAGCUCACCAAAGUUCUCUAGGUUUGGUCUGUAGGGGAUACACUACCAUCCCUACCACUAAGUACAUCAGAAUGUCCAUCUGCUGCCCGGGGUGGUACGCUGACGAGCAGGGACGCUGCACCAAAGUGGUAGACGAUAGAGGACGCGAGUCUCAGAUGCCCAGAGUUAACUCCCCUGUGCAAGAAGAAAGACCAACGAGCCUGGACAGACUAUCCAAAUACCCCUCAUCUUACGACAACGGACAGUUUGGUCCAAUGAUGCGCACGCAGCCACCUUCAGACAGAUGGACGCCAAACGAUAUGGCAAUGCGCAGAAUCCAAAAUAUGAUGGGACAGAGAUUAAAAUUAAUCGAAAUGAUUGAAAGAAAAAUGAAAGAACGAGAACAAAUUACAACUGCUCCUUCUGUACCGCGGUCUCCUGUUGUAAAACUGUACCCAACCGUCAGGAAAUUCAUCACGGUUAAAAAGUCGUUCAUUCCAGCCAGGAAGGCGGCGCCACCUCAACAGCAACAGCCAAACAGAUUCCCAACACAAGCAUCAAACAACUCCCCUAGCCGACUACCUCCCGUCCAGCAAAUACCCAGAAUCCCUCAGCCUCCACAAAACAAGCCACACAUUAUUAUCGCACAGAAGAAACAAUUUGCCCAGGUGCCACAGACAUCGAGCCCGCAAUACAAGCCCAUCAGACAAUCCACCCACAUCCGCAUCAACGUACCCAGUGUCUUCCCUCAAAUCCCUCAACGUCCACCAAUGCAACAGAGAGAAAUGCCCCAGAUUCCCAAUACACGGGGUCCAUUGUUCCAUCCUAUGCAUAUGAUGGCACAGAACUCUCCUAUGCAUAUGAUGGCACAGAACUCUCCUAUGCAUAGACAAAUGAUGCAGUCUCGACCACACUUCCCACAAAUCCCGCCCCAUCCUAUGGCUCAGCUUCUCCAGCGCAUGCGCGAGGACAGAGUACAGCUUCCCAAGAUUCCCGUACAGAUGCCACCAGUUCAAGUUCAGCCUGGUCCCAACCUUGGUUUCCCAACCCCUCCUCCAUGUUUCGCUGCCUAUCUCGAUGUGGUUCAGUCUUGCUUCAAACAGGCUGAGGUGGAGAUGCCCCCAGAUCACGGCAUCCUGAACGGCGACUACAACUACCAAGGAGUCUGCCAAAAGAAGAUCCAGAUCGCCGACUGUAUCAAGCAGUCCACACACCCCUGCUCCUCCCUACAGGAACACAUGCUGGUCCGUACUACCAUGGUCAACACGCUGUCUGAGAUAGACAGGAUAUGUCGUAUCGAUAGCAUCCAAGGUAUUGAACAGCGCAUGUCAGUUGGAGAUGACGUCAAUCCACCACCCACACAGUUUCCACAUGACCACGUGCAUAUGCACGGAGAUGUGAUCCACAGUCAUCCACAUGAUCAUCCACAUGAUCACUCACAUGACCACUCACAUGAUCAUCACGAUCAUGAUCACGCGCACCUGCCGCUGGACACUCAGCUCGAGGAGAAGACCGUUCAGGUGGAGCCAGCCACAGAACCCUCAACCGACGGCAUUCAGUUCUUGGGACCUUCAGCUCAAGCUCAGCCUGAUCCUGUUCUUGAAGUUAAACAAGAAGUUCUUGAAGUUAAAGAAGAAGAAAUUAAACCGGAUGUGAAACAGGAGGUUAAACAAGAAAUCAAGGAGGCCAUUGAAGAGGCAAAGAAAGAUGAGACCGUCGUUAUGGAUGUGUCCAAGGUGUUCGACACCACCGUGGAGAAGCACAUGCACGCUCAUCCUCACGUGCAGCACGUUCAUGAUGAGAUCACUCACGAAUAUUAUCUCCCACUUCUGAUUGGUACCGCUAUAGGAGUGGCCGCCAUUUUCUGUCUUCUGCUGGCCAUUCUCUGUAUCUGCUGUAGGAGAAGAAUCAAGAAGAAAAUUUACGUCGAAAGGGAACCAGAAAAACCAAAGUUGUUCGAGGGUAUUUACACCAUCGGAGUACCUCCCCCAGUUUAUGAAGUGAACGGCAUUCCCCCGCUUUCCUAUGAAGAAGUCCGAGGAAUCAAAAUCACCGGCUCGCCCUCUUCUGUGCGACGUCACAACGAAGAGAAUGCCGAAAACAGCUCGCGCCGCGGUGUCGUAUCUGAUAUUUAAAGUGAAAGCGAGGCUAUAGUUGUAAUGGCGGACAGUGCUAUAUAUAUUCAACAUUCCCAAAGUUUUCGUCUGACAGCGCAAGAUUUUUUUGUAAUAUUGCAAUCUCGUGAUAGAAUCUCGUCCAUUCUUGUGUGUCAAAUAACAAAUAUCUUCAUAUACAUGCAAUGUAAUUGGUUGAAUAAAAUUCAAUAUUAUCAUUUU
Molecule: messenger RNA, 2760 nt
Organism: Magallana angulata
Lineage: Eukaryota; Metazoa; Mollusca; Bivalvia; Ostreida; Ostreidae
Exons: 8
Coding region: 16-2559 (847 amino acids)
Source: RefSeq, a predicted model, not a curated record